GCGUCUCCUGAAUCGGCGAAAUAAACAUUUCAAAAUGGAGCUCCACUCCAUAAGGCACUAAACAACACCCCAGUUUAUUUAUUAAAUUAAUAAUCGAGUGCAGAAUCAUGGCAAAAUCAGUGCUGAGCUCGGACUCUUUGCCAAAAGCUGGAAGAGUCAACGAGGUGUGUCGAGAGUGGCUGGUGCAUGAGGAUGGAGCCCUGGCAUAUCGAUUGCAGGAUGAAGAGAUCAAGGAGCAUUACACAGGGAAUAAAGUGCGUAAUGCCCAGGUGAGAGAGGAUUUGCCAAGGGCACGAGUGGAGCAGCAGCUGGAGGAAUUGAGAUAUCAUUCGCUGGUUCAGCAGCAGGAAGAACGAGACGCUAUGGUAGCUCGACAAGUUGCCCUGAAUCUCGAAAGAGAAGAGCGAGUGAAAGAACGAGAACUGCAAGAGAGAAUGAGACUUCAAUUGCGGCUGGAUGACGAAGCAGCACAGGUCGAAGCCGAGUUGGAAAUGCAGAGACGUCUUCAGGAAGAGAAAGAUCAAGAAUUAGCACGACAGCUCCAGGAAGAGGAGGAGCGAUCAGUGGACGCUAAUGACGGCCCGAUGGACGAUCAGCUGAUCCUGGACCAGAAGCUGGCGAUGGAGGCCCAGGACGCGGAACUGGCGCGAAUGCUCCAAGACAAAGAGAGAGCAAAAGCUAGACGAGCGAGGGAACGAGCGAGGCAGAAGAAACUAGAGCGCCAACAACAACAACAGCAGCAGCUGGAGGGUCAAACCGAGCUGGAGAGGCCCCAGAGACCUGACAAGCUGGACUUGAAGGUCUCCUACGAUAGAAAAUCGAGGAAUCCACCACAAUUUCCCGACCCUGAGGAGAUACAAGUGUUGGAGGAUCCCGAGGACAACCGAGAGGCCCCAAAUGUCGCUACAAUAAUCGACCCCACGUACGGGGGCCAUCGCAGCACCACCUCCAGCAGCUCCAGCAACACUGUCAGCCCUUCCUACGUUCUCCCAACUCCUCCACAGGAACUUAUGGAGGAUGCACCAUGUUACAUGCCCAUCCAGGGCCAGAGGCGCAUGCAGGCCCAGUCCAGGUCCCUCUCCCACGAAGAAAAACACAAACGCAGGGUUAAGGAUGGGUGCAAGCACCAGUAGGGUAAUGAUCUCAAGUAGUUUAGGGGGAAUUAGUGUAGGCGUUGUCCUCUCCCAUUCACUUAUUCACUUCCAGCUCACAUUCCAAUGACACGAAUGCCUUAGGACGGUGAGUAAUCGUUAAGAGAGUUUUAUUGGGAGUAUGUCCCUGGGGGAAUUCACGAAACAAAACGUCUCUCGAAUUUUUUAGCCAUUUUUCUCCAAAGUUUUUAAUGGGCGGUUCUAGGUCGAAAUGACACGAAAAAAAUUUCUCGAGAAAUUAAUUCUGUAUAAAAAAUGUAUCAUUAUACUUUUUCCUCCAGUCACUCGUUGUUGAGAUAAUUGAACUCGAGGGUUCUUCUAUUUUUUAUUUUCAAUGGUUGGAGUUUAGAAAUUUCAAAUACUGUAAUUACAAACUAUCAUUGUAUCUCGUUAAUGAGCGGCUCUAGGUGAAAAUGUAUUUUAUCUUUUUUAUAGCUGAUGAUAUUUCCUCGAAAUAAUGUUGAAAAAGUUUUUUUAUGAGACGAAUGGCUAUCGAGAUAAUCGAGGAUUCAUUGAGGUGUGAAUUUUCUUUAAACAAUUCGGAGACGUUUCCCUUGAAAUUAAUCACCCUCCCCCUCUCAUAAUUGAAGUAAUUCGAAGUUCAACGUGAGAUUGUUGCCAUAGUGCACUCCCCAACGGAGUUAUCUUGGAGAAAAGAAUAUGACGAUAAUAAUCAGAAUGUUUUGUGCCUUUUCACGAGGCAUUGUUUGCUAUACGAGUGCUCAACUUGAAUACACAACGGUAUCUGUAAUUUCAACGAACAUGUUGAGGGGAAAUCUGAAUAAUUUUAUUUUGUACGUAGUUACCACGGGAAAUUAAAUGCUUAUUUCGUCGUAAAAUCCCAGUAAAAAAAUCAAGUAUUGAGUAUUUUUACGUUGCGUAAUCGAUCCAUUAGUUUGUAAUGGCGUAAUCAGACUAUUUUAUACUAUUUCUUAUAAUCUACAUUGCAAUAUUUAUCGAAAAAAAAAAA
This is a messenger RNA of Fopius arisanus, 2121 nucleotides long. Its product is annotated as coiled-coil domain-containing protein 50. NCBI's taxonomy places the organism in Eukaryota, Metazoa, Arthropoda, Insecta, Hymenoptera, Braconidae. The transcript is spliced from 5 exons. The record is from RefSeq and is a predicted model, not a curated record. Bases 108 to 1133 code for a protein of 341 amino acids.